UCUGAAUGCGUGGAAAGAUGCCGUCCAGGUUCUAGCAAGAAAGUGAAGGAAGGGAAGCCAUUUUGCUGCUACGAUUGCAUCUCAUGUCCAGAAGGAAAGAUUUCACAUGAGGAGGACAUGGGUGACUGCUUUAAAUGCCCUGAUGAAUAUUAUCCAAACAAAAACCAGGUUGCAUGUAUCCCCAAGGACAUAAAUUUCUUGUCUUAUGAAGAACUAUUGGGGGUCAUUUUAGCUUCUUUUUCUCUCUUCUCUUCAAUUAUCACAACUCUGGUAUUAGGAAUCUUUAUAAAGCACCAUGACACUCCCAUUGUCAAAGCCAACAACCGGGAUUUGACCUACAUUCUCCUCAUCUCCCUCCUGCUCUGCUUUCUUUCUGCCUUGCUAUUCAUUGGUGAACCUCAGAAGGUGACAUGUCUCCUUCGGCAAACUGCUUUUGGCAUCAUCUUCUCAGUGGCUGUUUCUUCAGUUUUGGGAAAGACUAUUAUUGUGGUUCUGGCUUUUAUGGCCACCAGACCAGGAUCAAUAAUGAAAAAAUGGGUGGGGAAAGGACUGGCCUACUCUGUUGUCGUUUCCUGCUCCUUUAUUCAAGCAGGCAUCUGUACUAUCUGGCUGGCAACUUAUCCCCCAUUCCCAGAUGUUGACAUGCACUCAAUGACAGAAGAAAUCAUACUAGAAUGCAAUGAGGGGUCUGUGGCAAUGUUCUACUCAGUCAUUGGCUACAUGGGUUUCCUGGCCACGGUUAGUUUCACAGUGGCUUUCUUUGCCAGGAAGUUACCUGACAGUUUCAAUGAAGCCAAGUUCAUCACUUUCAGCAUGUUGGUCUUCUGCAGUGUUUGGUUAUCCUUCAUUCCUUCUUAUAUGAGCACCAAAGGAAAAUACAUGGUGGCUGUGGAGGUUUUCUGUAUCUUAGCAUCCAGUGCUGGGUUGCUGGGCUGUAUCUUUUCCCCAAAAUGUUAUCUAAUUUUGUUGAGGCCAGAGCUGAACAAUAGGGAACAGCUAAUAAGACAAAAUGUUUGUUGA
Molecule: messenger RNA, 1020 nt
Organism: Zootoca vivipara (common lizard)
Lineage: Eukaryota; Metazoa; Chordata; Lepidosauria; Squamata; Lacertidae
Product: vomeronasal type-2 receptor 26-like
Biological process (GO): G protein-coupled receptor signaling pathway
Cellular component (GO): plasma membrane
Molecular function (GO): G protein-coupled receptor activity
Source: RefSeq, a predicted model, not a curated record